Messenger RNA from Penicillium verrucosum, 234 nucleotides. RefSeq lists its product as uncharacterized. The coding region runs from base 1 to 234 and encodes 77 amino acids. The transcript has 2 exons. Lineage: Eukaryota; Fungi; Ascomycota; Eurotiomycetes; Eurotiales; Aspergillaceae. The record is from RefSeq and is a predicted model, not a curated record.
AUGGAGGACUUCAAUAGUGAAACGGACAGCGAUUACACCAGCUACUGGCGAGACUGGGGCCACUGUGCCCAUGGAAUGGAGGAUGAGGAGCGUCUGUCGAGUGUCUGCCGCCCCGCGCCUGCGCCUGCCCCGCCGUGGUGGAAUCUGAGUAGACCCGGACUCUGGCAUCAAGUGCUAGGCAUGUUGCCUCGACGGUUGUCCCAGCGAUCUGCAACACGUCUCCCGCCGACAUAA